GCUGACUCGCGCUGCUCGCGGCAACGUCCAUUCUCGCUGUUAAUGUUAACGAUGCUGUAAUCGAAUGAUCCAGUGGCAAGACGCAAACGCAGAGUGCUCUGAUUGGCUCUUUGGCUCUUCUGUAGCCUCAGGGCUCAGGCGGCCAAUCGGAUUACAGCAGGGCGUCUGCUCUGUGACGUCAAACUGUUACAGCGGUUACAUCUUCGCUGCGUUGUGAACAGUUCAGUCUGAAUCUCUGAGUGAACGAGUCGGCAUCAGCGUAACUAAGCUGCCACAGCAUCAUAAGAGAUGGAACACAACCACGACCACCACAUGGACCAUACCAUGGCCACACCCACCACCGGUCAUGACCAUGGUGGAGGAGGAAAUCACGGAGGACACGGUGGCAGUGGUGGACACAUGAUGAUGAUGAGUUUCUACUUUGGCUACAAAAAUGUGGAGCUGCUGUUCAGCGGACUGCUCAUCAACACUCCUGGAGAAAUGGCCGGGGCGUGUAUUGGUGUCUUCUUGCUGGCCAUCCUGUAUGAGGGGUUAAAGAUCGGCCGUGAGGUUCUGCUGCGUCGCAGUCAAGUCAACGUGCGCUACAACUCGAUGCCGCUCCCCGGGUCUGAUGGGACAGUGCUGAUGGAGACGCACAAAACUGUCGGGCAGCGGCUGCUCAGCCCCAGCCACUUCCUGCAGACCCUGCUGCACAUUAUCCAGGUGGUCGUGAGCUACUUCCUGAUGCUCGUCUUCAUGACCUACAACGGUUACCUCUGCAUCGCCGUGGCAGCCGGAGCCGGCAUGGGCUACUUCCUGUUCAGCUGGAGGAGAGCGGUGGUCGUCGACAUCACCGAGCACUGUCAUUAGCAAACAUGAGAGAGCGAGAGCGGGGGAGUGUUGACCGAUUUCAUUUCUGCUGAUCACAAUCGAUAACAAACAACUGAGUGUGACACACUCAUUACUGCCCUCCAGAGGCGGCGGUGGUGGUGUUUCAGGUAGCACUUGAAAAUAACAAGAAACUAAUUAUUCAGUAUCCAUGGUAACACUGAGUUAUUAACAUUAGAUUAGUGUACACAUUAACCAACACACCAUUAACCAACACAUUUGGCCAGUAAACAUCCUUUUUUUGCUACACACAAAAUCACACAUUUUGUUAUGGUUUUGCCUGAUGUUUUUUUUGUUUUUUUUCUACACACUUUCUAGUGGUUGAGCCAGCCAAUCAGAGCUUGAACUGGCCAAUCCUCCUCCUGUCCUUAAUUCCUCCUUUUUUGUGCCAUGACAACUAGAAGGUUAGCCGUAGCUGCUGCUAGUCAAUGUAGACAAAUCUUACAUACACUAAUCUGUUAGUUAGCGUUGUUAGCAGCUCGCCGAAUGAGCCAUCAAUCACAACAUGGUAUUUAAGUUUAAUUUAUGAAUGACACACUCUUUAUAUACCUUAUACAUCAAUUUUAGAUUCUUUUGAUUUAACUGCAAUUGUAAAAAAAGAUAAAGGUUUGUUUUUUUGGUUUGUUUGUUUUAAUUGGAAAAAUCACGAAUCAUGUGGUGCGUCUGUGAAUUCAUCCACAGACCUGAAACUAUAAAAUUACUUUCUUGUUUACACGACACAUUUUUUAAAAAAAUAUUCUUUUAAAAAAAUCAUCAGUUCACGUUGUUUCUGAGGACUGUCCUCUCGGAGUUCAGGUUUUGUUUUUUGUUUUUUUAAAAGUAUAAAGAGAUUGGAAAAAGAUAAAUGAAAGUCACAGUGUCUAGUCUUCUGUGUUUUCUCCCCCUGGGCCUUAAACGCCACACCGUUUUGCCUUAAAGUGGCAAUGAUUGGAAAUGCCACGGUGUACACUGGUGACCUUUACUGACUGACGCCAAACUGUCAUCCUCGUAUGUCUUGUCCUCGUUUGUCAUAGUUGUGAUUCACACCGGAGGUAGGCGGAGUUUACUUAAUGGACCAAUGAGUUGCCGGGACAACUCACUACUGCGUACAGUACAUCGUGUCCCACUCACUUUUGUCUAGGUGCUGUCAGUGUUUGUGGUGCAUUAAGAGUGAGUCUAUAAAUCUUGAGUUGUAUGAUUCAAACACGAUGAAGGAAACUUUUAUCUGGAAGUUGUUUAAUUGUGUCAUAAAUGCUGUAAUAAAAAAAGAAUAAAGUUUAAGAGGAA
Molecule: messenger RNA, 2133 nt
Organism: Solea senegalensis (Senegalese sole)
Lineage: Eukaryota; Metazoa; Chordata; Actinopteri; Pleuronectiformes; Soleidae
Gene: slc31a1
Product: solute carrier family 31 member 1
Exons: 5
Coding region: 289-849 (186 amino acids)
Biological process (GO): copper ion transmembrane transport
Cellular component (GO): membrane
Molecular function (GO): copper ion transmembrane transporter activity
Source: RefSeq, a predicted model, not a curated record